Molecule: messenger RNA, 2288 nt
Organism: Pongo pygmaeus (Bornean orangutan)
Lineage: Eukaryota; Metazoa; Chordata; Mammalia; Primates; Hominidae
Gene: S100A13
Product: S100 calcium binding protein A13
Exons: 3
Coding region: 1053-2210 (385 amino acids)
Cellular component (GO): perinuclear region of cytoplasm
Molecular function (GO): calcium-dependent protein binding; calcium ion binding
Source: RefSeq, a predicted model, not a curated record
AGGCAGGGAUUGAGGAGGGUGGGGCAGGCAGGGGUGGUCACAGGACUGGGCCAUGCUUCCUCUGGCUCUAUUUUUACCCUGGACCUUGCCUGUCUAGCAUAGCCAAGCUCUGCUGUUGAGGGUGGUGGGCUGGGGUGUCCACUACAGCCUUCCUUCUGCUGCCCACCCCUAGCAAGGAGUCAGUCUGGUACCCUCGGUCAGCCUGGUAGAGGGGAUGGCAGCCCCAGUGGGUGGCCUAAGCCUUCUAGGGGAGGGAGGUCUCACUGACUCUGAGUUUCCUGUCAGCAGCUGGGGGCCCCUUUUGGUCCUUCAACUCUGUUCUCUCCUGAACAUGUCAUUUUGGCUUCUUUAGGGUAUGCUCCCAUUGCCUCUGCAAAAUUAUCCCUUCCAUCUGGUGGGUGGCAGAAGGGGAGAGAGGAAUGUCUGAGCCUUUUCCUUGGAGCCAGAGUUCCCAGGGAGUGGGAGAGGAGACCUGCAGGCGUUGUGCCUGCGACUACUCACUCCUGUUUGAUUUGGGGAUAGUGGGAGCAAGGGGAAUGGGGCUGCUGUGUGUUGGGGGAGAUAAAGGGCUGAAAGCAUGCGGUCCUUUGAGUUCAUGGAGCUGGGAGAGAGUAGGAGAAGAGAGGAGAAAGGAGUGGUCUGUUGAGAGAGAACACUGCCAAGCCAGGGGGCGUCUUUCCCUUGGCCCUGGGACAGUCUGGCCUUCCACAACCCCAGGGGGGACAGCUCAGGUGUCUCGGAUCAGAUGUCCCCAUCCUUCCCCAGGCCUAGGGGGCUGGACAAUGGCCCCUGAUCGAAUGACAUCCCAGUUCUUCAAUGGGGCCCUUGUGAGUGUCAUCUGAACUCCAGACCUGAGAAGCAGUUGUCAGAGACGUGGGGGAGAUGGAACCCAAGCCGUGGCUGAUGAGGGGAUAAGGGGUGCUUGAGGGAGGGAUGCUGGUAGCUUGAUUACCUGCUCCAUGCCAGAGGGGCAGCUGGAGGUCACCUGGAGCCCUAAAGCAGCCUGGGAUUUUAUGUGGUGGCAGUUCUGAGAGGACUUGGGGGCAGGGCAGAUGGGAAAACAAAGAGGUAAGAAUGGGGGGAAAGAGGAGUCAAAAGGUCUGGGCCAAAAAGGGGAGGAGGAGAAAGGGGAGGUCCUGUGGAGGUCGCUUUGGGAAGGGGCACAGCACCCUACAUCUCUGCUUCCCCAUAUCAUGGGAUCUUCGCCCUGCCACCCCCAGACUCCCCGGGGACCUGAGCUCUUGGCAAGGCGGGGGGGGGGUGAGAGACUAAGGCUGGCAGGAGAGGUGGGGGCAGAAACAGCUGUUGUAUCUGCUCUCUUCUUCUUACCCCACAGGAGGCGAGGCAGGGGAGGGCUGGGGCCCUUCUCAACACCUGGGAGACAGAGGGGGCCUUGGCAGGGACUUGAGGGCUCCCUGUGGGAGGGCCAGGUGGCCAGGAAGCUCGUGGUGGGUUCCCCACUGGCUUCCUCCUUUGCUGAGCUGCCAGCUCUCUCUCCGACCUUCAGUUCAUUUGUCUCUCAUCACCACCUUCCAAACCCUGUCUCCCCCAAAUCCCAAACUUCCCUCACCCUGACUGACUCCUCCCAGAUCCUCAGUGCUCCACAGUGCUAUGGUCCCCAGCCUCUUGGAGCCCUUCUGAAGACCCCUCUCCCUGAAGCUGGCAGGCCAGGGACUAGCCCAGUGGGGCAGGGUACUCACGGGUGGCCUGGGCCUGAGGUGGGAGCAGGUUCUGGACAGACGGCCAAGGCUGCAAAUGUGGCUGCUGGAGCUGUGUGUGGAGACCUGUCUUCAACAGUCCCUCCCCCGCUGACCCCCCCAUCGACUCCACCCCUUCACAGACGAACACCCUGUGGGGCACGGGGCCAGGAGCAGACAGAGGCGCCCUCUGUCUCCUGGGCUGGAACAGGCGGCCCUUGUCUCUUUCCCAGCCUUGCUUGCCCCGUUCCUUUCUCUCCAGGCAGCAGUAGAUGGUGCAAGGGAAAGAGAUGGGAAGGAGGUCCUGGGAGGGACGCUGGAUGUCUUACCCCAAGCUGGGCCUUGCAGUACCUGUGGCUGGCUGUGCUGGUUGAGCUGGGGAGCCCGGGUCCAGGCCUGAGGGCUCAGGGCGAGCGGUGUGAUUGGGCUGUCUCUGGUCUUCAGAAUCGACCACGGAAAUUUGACACCUCCGGGCUUGGAAGCAGCUCUCUCCUCCUUCCCCGCUGCUUAUAAACCUCAGCCCUGAGGCUCCAGCUCACUCUACCCCAUCUCCUUGCCGGGUCAGCCCUGACAAAGGUCAGCUAGCCCCUU